UUCGCUCGGUUGCCGGAAGAGGAAGUGUCGGGCAGGCCGGCUCUACGGAAGCCGAGUUGGGCCCGCCGCGGUGGCACGAGCGAGGCCGAGCCGGGGCCCCGCGUGCGGCUGACCCACGCUCUCUCUGCAUCCCCAACCCCGGCCACGGCCCCAGGAGUCUCCGGAAGCAGCCGCCCGGCAGUCGCCACCAUGGUGAAGGAGCAGUUCCGCGAGACGGAUGUGGCCAAGAAAAUAAGCCACAUCUGCUUCGGAAUGAAGUCCCCUGAAGAAAUGCGCCAGCAGGCUCACAUCCAGGUGGUCAGUAAGAACUUGUACAGCCAGGACAAUCACCACUCCCCCCUGCUUUAUGGGGUUCUUGACCACAGGAUGGGUACAAGUGAGAAGGAUCGUCCUUGUGAAACCUGUGGAAAGAAUUUAGCAGAAUGUUUGGGUCAUUAUGGAUACAUUGACUUGGAAUUGCCAUGUUUUCAUGUGGGAUACUUCAAAGCUGUUAUAGGUGUUCUACAGAUGAUCUGUAAAACUUGCUGCCAUAUUAUGCUGUCCCAAGAGGAAAGAAAACAAUUUUUAGAUUACCUAAAAAGGCCUGGUCUCACUUAUCUGCAGAAAAGAGGGCUCAAAAAAAAAAUCUCUGAUAAAUGCAAGAAAAAGAACACUUGUCAUCAUUGUGGAGCUUUCAAUGGUACUGUCAAGAAAUGUGGCUUGUUGAAGAUCAUUCAUGAGAAAUACAAGACAAAUAAAAAAGUUGUGGAUCCUGUUGUGUCUAAUUUCCUUCAGUCAUUUGAAACCGCCAUUGAAUAUAACAAAGAAGUAGAGCCCCUCCUAGGGAGAGCACAGGAAAACUUGAAUCCCUUGGUGGUCCUGAACUUAUUUAAGAGAAUCCCAGCUGAAGAUAUCCCUCUCCUUCUAAUGAACCCAGAAGCAGGGAAGCCCUCUGACCUGAUUCUCACACGGCUCCUGGUGCCUCCUUUGUGUAUCCGACCCUCUGUUGUGAGCGAUCUGAAAUCGGGCACAAAUGAAGACGAUUUGACCAUGAAACUGACAGAAAUCAUCUUCCUUAAUGAUGUCAUCAAAAAGCAUCGGAUAUCUGGUGCCAAAACGCAAAUGAUCAUGGAAGAUUGGGACUUCCUGCAGCUCCAGUGUGCCCUCUACAUCAAUAGUGAACUCUCAGGAAUACCCCUCAAUAUGGCACCUAAGAAAUGGACCAGAGGUUUUGUUCAGCGAUUGAAAGGAAAACAAGGGCGCUUUAGAGGAAAUCUCUCUGGAAAAAGGGUAGACUUUUCUGGCAGAACAGUCAUCUCACCUGACCCCAAUCUCCGGAUUGAUGAAGUAGCCGUGCCGGUUCAUGUGGCCAAAAUAUUAACCUUUCCUGAGAAGGUAAAUAAAGCAAACAUCAAUUUUAUGAGGAAGCUUGUUAGAAAUGGUCCUGAAGUUCACCCAGGAGCCAACUUCAUUCAACAACGACACAUGCAAAUGAAAAGGUUUCUGAAGUAUGGAAAUCGGGAGAAGAUGGCUCAAGAGCUCAAAUAUGGUGACAUCGUAGAGAGACAUCUCAUAGAUGGUGAUGUGGUAUUAUUCAACCGACAGCCUUCGCUACACAAAUUGAGCAUCAUGGCUCACUUAGCAAGAGUAAAACCCCACCGGACCUUCAGAUUUAAUGAAUGUGUCUGUACACCCUACAAUGCUGAUUUUGAUGGAGAUGAAAUGAACCUUCAUCUUCCUCAAACUGAAGAAGCUAAAGCAGAGGCUCUCGUUCUCAUGGGGACAAAAGCAAACCUGGUAACACCAAGAAAUGGGGAACCACUAAUUGCUGCUAUUCAAGAUUUCUUGACAGGUGCCUAUCUUCUUACUCUUAAAGAUACUUUCUUUGAUCGAGCUAAAGCUUGUCAGAUCAUUGCUUCCAUUCUAGUUGGCAAGGAUGAGAAAAUUAAAGUUCGUCUUCCUCCCCCAGCAAUCCUAAAGCCUGUUACCUUGUGGACUGGAAAACAAGUCUUCAGUCUCAUUCUUCAACCCAGUGAUGAGAAUCCCGUGAGAGCCAACCUUCGAACGAAGGGCAAGCAAUACUGUGGCCGAGGGGAGGACCUUUGUGUUAAUGACUCCUAUGUGACCAUCCAGAACAGUGAAUUAAUGAGUGGCAGUAUGGACAAAGGAACUUUAGGAUCUGGAUCGAAGAACAACAUCUUUUACAUUUUACUGAGAGACUGGGGCCAGAUUGAAGCUGCUGAUGCAAUGUCACGACUUGCCAGGCUGGCACCUGUUUAUCUGUCCAACAGAGGCUUCUCCAUUGGAAUCGGUGAUGUCACGCCUGGCCAGGGACUGCUGAAGGCCAAAUAUGAAUUACUGACUGCUGGUUACAAAAAAUGUGAUGAAUAUAUCGAAGCCUUGAACACGGGCAAACUUCAGCAGCAGCCUGGGUGCACUGCAGAGGAGACAUUAGAGGCAUUAAUCCUCAAGGAGCUCUCUGUGAUCCGAGACCACGCUGGCAAUGCUUGCCUCCGAGAGCUGGAUAAGAGCAAUAGCCCCCUUACCAUGGCCCUUUGUGGCUCUAAAGGUUCUUUCAUUAAUAUAUCCCAGAUGAUUGCUUGUGUGGGACAGCAGGCUAUCAGUGGUUCUCGCGUGCCAGACGGCUUUGAGAAUAGAUCCUUACCUCACUUUGAGAAGCACUCAAAGCUUCCUGCUGCCAAAGGUUUUGUUGCUAAUAGCUUCUAUUCUGGUUUGACGCCGACGGAGUUUUUCUUCCAUACAAUGGCUGGCAGGGAAGGGCUGGUUGACACAGCUGUCAAGACUGCUGAGACAGGAUAUAUGCAGAGAAGACUUGUGAAAUCUCUUGAAGAUCUCUGCUCACAAUAUGACCUUACUGUGCGAAGCUCAACUGGUGAUAUUAUCCAAUUUAUUUAUGGUGGUGAUGGCUUGGAUCCCGCAGCCAUGGAGGGGAAAGAUGAGCCUUUGGAGUUCAAAAGAGUGCUUGAUAACAUCAAAGCAGUCUUCCCGUGCCAGAGUGAACCAGCUCUCAGUAAAAAUGAAUUGGUGCUAACAACUGAAUCUAUUAUGAAGAGAAAUGAAUUCCUCUGUUGCCAGGACAGCUUUCUUCAGGAAAUAAAAAAAUUUAUCAAAGUUGUUUCCGAGAAGAUCAAGAAAACCAGAGAUAAAUAUGGCAUCAAUGAUAAUGGAACAACAGAGCCACGAGUAUUGUACCAGUUGGAUCGGAUCACUCCAACCCAAAUAGAAAAGUUUCUUGAGACCUGUAGGGACAAGUACAUGAGGGCACAGAUGGAGCCCGGCUCUGCGGUGGGUGCGCUCUGCGCUCAGAGCAUUGGCGAGCCUGGCACACAGAUGACGCUGAAGACCUUCCACUUUGCAGGGGUGGCCUCCAUGAACAUCACUCUGGGCGUGCCCCGCAUCAAGGAAAUCAUCAAUGCCUCCAAAGCCAUCAGCACCCCCAUUAUCACGGCCCAGCUGGACAAGGACAAUGACGCCGACUACGCCCGCCUCGUGAAAGGUCGGAUCGAGAAAACUCUCUUGGGAGAGAUUUCCGAGUACAUCGAAGAGGUCUUUCUCCCGGACGAUUGUUUCAUUCUCGUCAAGCUCUCGUUGGAACGGAUCAGACUUCUGAGACUGGAAGUGAAUGCCGAAACUGUGCGAUACUCCAUUUGUACAUCCAAGCUGCGAGUGAAGCCCGGAGAUGUGGCUGUUCAUGGGGAGGCCGUGCUCUGUGUUACCCCAAGAGAGAACAGCAAGAGCUCAAUGUACUAUGUGCUGCAGUUCCUGAAGGAAGACCUGCCCAAAGUUGUGGUACAAGGCAUCCCCGAGGUAGCCAGAGCCGUGAUUCAUAUUGAUGAGCAGAGUGGAAAGGAGAAGUACAAGCUGCUGGUGGAAGGUGACAACCUCAGGGCCGUCAUGGCGACUCAUGGUGUCCAAGGCACCAAGACGACUUCCAAUAACACGUAUGAGGUAGAGAAAACCCUGGGCAUUGAAGCUGCACGGUCAACUAUCAUUAAUGAGAUCCAGUACACCAUGGUUAACCACGGCAUGAGCAUCGACAGGAGACACGUCAUGCUGCUUUCGGAUCUCAUGACGUACAAGGGUGAAGUUCUGGGCAUCACUAGGUUUGGCCUGGCCAAGAUGAAGGAAAGCGUGCUGAUGCUGGCUUCCUUUGAAAAGACUGCUGAUCAUCUCUUUGAUGCGGCCUACUUUGGGCAGAAGGAUUCCGUGUGUGGUGUUUCUGAGUGCAUUAUCAUGGGAAUCCCAAUGAACAUUGGAACUGGGCUCUUCAAGCUGCUACAUAAAGCCGACAGGGACCCAAACCCUCCCAAAAGGCCCCUCAUCUUCGAUACAAAUGAAUUUCACAUUCCCCUUGUCACAUAGCACACGUCAAGAGAAUGGAGCAGAGACAGUCCUAAUCUUGAGCUCCCUUUCUGUGCCAGCCUAUCCAGAAAGGAGGAGACUCGGGGGGCUGUUGCUGUGUUAACAGUGUUGUCCCCCCAGAGCCAAGCAGAGCCUCCCAAAGCCAGCGUUCGCAGGAUGUGCGUCCCAAGGAGCAGUUCCUGCCUCACCCUGGAUUUGGGGAGAUCAUCUUGGGGACUGAAACACAUCAGUGUUUCUCGGGACUCAUGACCUGGAAAUUUGCCUCUCUGAAGGACACCCUAUUUGGGACACCUCAAUACUGAGUUCCCUCCCAGCCCGAUCCUAACAGAUGCUUGCCAUAAAUUGUGUCGACCUUGUGGGAGGACUCCUGCUGGAUACGCCCCUGUUCUAGUGCUCUCUAGUUCUCAGCCCCUAGGGUGGCUCAAAGUAUCUUCCCUGUGGAAGGACCCAGCUCCCGCUUUUUGUUUGUCUUUGGAUGCAGGGAUUUCCUAAUGUGAUGUGUUUGGGUAAAAGUCAUUACUGUUAUUUAUUUAUUUGGUUUAGAAAGUUUGAUGUUUUUUGUUUGGUUUUGAGCACAAGGUAACUACAAAACCAGCAUUGAAGUAGCACUGGGAAAACUCCCAUGGAAGCCUGUAGUCCCUCUUGGGAACUUCUUGCCGCCCUGACAGAACCUGGGCCACUCUCACCUGCCCCUACCCCUGACCACAAGGCAGUUUGAGGCAGCGUUCGUGUUCUCCUUGGAGUGUGCUGCCCCUUUGUAAUCCAAGAAAAGUUUCCAGGGUUCCAGGAUCCAGCCUCUCUGUUGGGGCCCCUUGUGAAGCAGAGGCAGAAGUCCGGGGUGAGCAAGGCCAUGGCUGGCUUCCCUGCUUUUUGAGCUCUAAGAAGGCCAAAGGAAGCCAUCGAUCCAAGAUGAGCUGCUGGAAAGGGAAGGCCUGCAGCUGAUGGGGGCGGAGGAAAACUCGGAAAGGAGACUCCGGUUGGUUGGUUUUCUUAUAAAGAAACUUCCACUUGUUGGUAUGAAAAUGGCUGGCUUCACCAAGCUUGCCAAUGAAGUGUUCUACAGUGAAUUAAAUGAUUAAACAGUAAA
Messenger RNA from Sarcophilus harrisii (Tasmanian devil), 5449 nucleotides. RefSeq names its product RNA polymerase III subunit A (gene POLR3A). The coding region runs from base 190 to 4362 and encodes 1390 amino acids. Gene Ontology annotation, biological process: DNA-templated transcription. The record is from RefSeq and is a predicted model, not a curated record. The transcript is spliced from 31 exons. Lineage: Eukaryota; Metazoa; Chordata; Mammalia; Dasyuromorphia; Dasyuridae. Gene Ontology annotation, molecular function: DNA binding; DNA-directed RNA polymerase activity.